UAAUCCCCCUCAGAGCCCGAUCCUAGGCUCUCAGCUCUAAGAGUGGGGGUGCAUAAGCAGCUUUAUGGGUCCUGAAAGCCAAGGGUGCCCAGGGGUGCGGUGUCUCUGAGCCCUGUUAUCCCUCCCCCAUGACCACAGAGCAGGCAAGGGGGCAGCAGGGCCCAAAUCUGGCCAUUGGCCGUCAGAAGCCCCCUGCGGGGGUUGUGACUCCCAAGAGUGAUGCAGAGGAGCCCCCGUUGACCAGGAAGAGGAGCAAGAAGGAGAGGGGGCUCCGAGGGUCUCGAAAGCGCACUGGCAGCUCUGGGGAGCAGACAGGCCCCGAGGCCCCGGGGAGCAGCAAUAACCCUCCCAGCACUGGAGAGGGGCCGGCGGGCGCACCCCCUGCAUCCCCUGGGCCGGCCCCUUCUCGCCAGUCCCACCGACAUCGUCCUGACUCCCGGCACGACGCUGCUCAGAGGACAUACGGGCCCCUGCUCAAUCGAGUCUUCGGGAAGGACCGCGAGCUGGGCCCCGAGGAGCUAGACGAGCUUCAGGCCGCCUUCGAGGAGUUUGACACUGACCGUGACGGCUACAUCAGCCACCGGGAGCUGGGUGACUGCAUGCGGACCCUGGGCUACAUGCCCACCGAGAUGGAGCUCCUGGAGGUCUCGCAGCACAUCAAGAUGCGCAUGGGCGGCCGUGUGGACUUUGAGGAGUUUGUAGAACUGAUAGGCCCAAAGCUGAGGGAGGAGACGGCACACAUGCUGGGGGUGCGAGAGCUGCGCAUCGCCUUCCGAGAGUUUGACAGGGACAGGGAUGGACGAAUUACGGUGGCGGAGCUGCGGGAGGCGGUACCGGCUCUGCUCGGGGAGCCGCUGGCGGGUCCUGAGCUGGACGAGAUGCUCCGAGAAGUGGACCUCAAUGGGGAUGGCACCGUAGACUUUGACGAGUUUGUGAUGAUGCUCUCCCGCCACUGAGGCUCCAGGAGGGAAUAUCUGUUGCCCCCGUGGCCCCAGACACCAGCCGGACCCAGGCUGCAGGCCUCCCCCAGGAGCCUCCAGGAUGGAGAUGGAGACCCAGCAGCCCCCAGACUACUUCUAUCCCUGAAAACACCUGGCCGCGAUGUUGGCUUGUUAUGUUACCUGCCCACCCUCAUCCUUACCUCCUCCUACUCAAGCUGCCUGGAGAAGACCUGCUCUCAGCUGCCCACCGUUCCUCAGUGUGAGCAAGAUUUGGGUCUCUCCAGACCUCUGGGAGGUAGGGAGUUCCCUGGCACUGGCAGCAUUCAGUGGGGACCCCCCAGUGGCAUGAUGAAUGGAGAGGAUGGCUGGACCCCUUCCACUACUUAUGUUUAUAAUUUUUUUUUUUUUAAUGAACUUGAGCCGGGUGCAGUGGCUCACACCUGUAAGCCCAGCUGUCAGGGGGCAGAAGCGGGAGGAUAGCUUGAGCCCAGGAGUGCAAGACCUGCCUGGGCAAUAUAUUGAGACCCCAUUCUCCACAAAAAGGAAAAAUAAAAGACAAAAAAAAACAAACAAAAAACCAAAAAACCCAAGUGUAAAAAAAGUGAGCUUGAAAGAAAGAAAGGGAUGGCUCCAUGUAUCAAAGACAAAGAAAUCAAAGCUGGGGUUGUAAGAGGGAGCUGACCCUGUGGGGGUUUCAGAUCUGGAUGGAGGCUUGGCCGCCUGGACUCCUACACCCAUGAGUGACAGAAGAACCAUAUGAGUCUGGGGAGCAAGAAACAAACCCCCCGGAUAUAUUCCAGGGUCUCCAAAGGCUAAGAUAUUAAUCUGUCUGCACUGACCAGUCAGAAAGUGGCAAGGAUACAGAUGUUCAGGGCCCAGAGUGGAAACAGCUGCCCUAAAGAGCCUGGAACUCCAGGGCCUGCCCUUCAAGCAGGCGUGUGUAGUCUCUCUCCAGGGUGUGAAAAACUGGAAAAAAACCCUGCCGCUCCCAAAGGGGAACUUGUGAUAAAAAUUACAGAUUAUUGGGCUGGGAGUGGUGGCUCACGCCUGUAAUCCCAGCACUUUGGGAGGCUGAGGUGGGUGAAUUACCUGAGGUCAGGAGUUUGAGGCCAGCCUGACCAACAUGGUGAAACCCCAUCUCUACUAAAAAUACAAAAAUUAACUGGGCGAGGUAGCACGCACCUGUAAUCUCAGCUACUCGGAGGUUGAGGCAGGAGAAUCGCUUGAGCCCGGGAGGUGGAGCUGCAGUGAGCUGAGAUCACACCAUUGCACCCCAGCCUGAGCAACAGAUCGAGACUCCGUCUCAAAAACAAAACAAAAAAACCGUACCGAUUAUAAAACUAAAGAAACCACCAUGAAGGAGACGAGACAGAGACAAAAACAAGAGGACUGGCAUCUCAGUGUACAUAAUACAGCCGCCUAAGAGACCACAAGAUACAUGCAAAUAAAAGACGGCUAAAAGGGGAAGAGAGAUCAUGCAGUAACAGGAUAGUAUGAAGAGAGAACCGGAAGAUUUAAAAAGUAACCCAACAGGCCAGGCGCAUGGCUCACGCCUGGAAUCCCAGCACUUUGGGAGGCCAAGGUGGGUGGGUUGCUUGAGCUCAGGAAUUCAAGACCAGCCUGGGCAACAUGGUGAAACCCUGUCUCUACUAAAAAUACAAAAAUUAGCCAGGCGUGGUGGUGCUUGCAUCUGUGGUCCCAGGUAUUCUGCAGGCUGAGGUGGGAGGAUCACUUGAGCCCAGGAGGCAGAGGUUGCAGUGAGUCGAGAUUGCACCACUGCACUCCAGCGUGGGUAACAGAGUGAGAAUCCGUCAAAAAGAAAAAAACAAACCAUGGCUUCUGUUAAAAAAAAAAAGUAUAUUUUAUAUAUAUACACACACACACACACACACACACACAGCCAUCGGAAUGAAAAAAUAAUGGAUAAGCUAAACAGCAGAUUAAACACAAUUUAAAGAUUAAUGAACUGGAAGCUAUAUCUAAGAAAUCACUUAUAAUGUAACACUGAGAGACAAAAGGAUGGAAAAUAUUACAGGGUAGUUAAAAGUCACUGGAAGGCUGGGUGUGGUGGCUCACGCCUGUAAUCCCAGCACUUUGGGAGGCUGAGACGGGCGGGUCACAGGGUCAGGAGAUGGAGACCAUCCUGGCUAACACGGUGAAACCCCAUCUCUACUAAAAAUUCAAAAAAAAAUUAGCUGGGCGUGGUGGCGGGCGCCCGUAGUCCCAGCUACUAGGGAGGCUGAGGCAAGAGAAUGGCGUGAACCCGGGAGGCGGAGCUUGCAGUGAGCCGAGAUUGCACCACUGCACUCCAGCCUGGGCUACAGAGCGAGACUCCGUCUUGAAAAAAAAAAAAAAAAAAAAAAAGGUCACUGGAAGACUGAGUGUGGUGGCUUAUGCCUGUAAUCCCAGCAUUUUGGGAGGCUAAGGCAGGAGGAUCACUUGAGGCCAGGAGUUUGAGAUCAGCCUAACAGCAAGACCCUGCCUCUUAAAAAAAAUAAUAAAAAAAUAAGCUGGGUGUAGUGGCUCAUGCUUGUAGUUCCAGCUAUUCAGGAGGCUGAGGUGAGAGGAUCAUUUGAGCCCAGGAGUUGGAGGCUGCAGUGAUUGUGCCACUGCACUCCAGCCUUGGUGACAGACCAAGAGACCCUGUCUCAAAGAAAAAGACAGAUAAGUCCUUGGGAGUCUCAGACAGAGGACAUACAUAGAGAAUGAACAAGAAGCAAUAACCAAAGAGAUAAUGGCUGAAAAUUUUCCAUAAAGACUUCCACAGACUUCAACUCCUCAGAUUGAAGGAACAAACUGAAGUCAGAGUAGGGUAAAUAAAAAUAAAUAUAUAUCUGGAUAUAUCCCAUUGAAACCACAGAAUAUAAAAAGCAAAUCUUAUAAAUAACUGGAGAGAAAAGUCAGAUUCACGGUGUUCUGUCAAAGUAUUCAUGUAGACUAAGGGUGGGGAAACUUUCUGUAAAGGGCUGGAGAAUAAUUAUUUUCAGCUUUGAGGCUUUGGUCUCUGUUGCAGCUGCUCACGCAACUCUGCUGUUGAAGUUUGUAGUGCAAAGUCAAGUCAACAAAUGAGUGUGGCUAUAUCAGAAAUUUUAAUAAAUAACAGUAAAACUUCA
This is a messenger RNA of Pan troglodytes (chimpanzee), 4054 nucleotides long. It is a transcript of the gene CABP4, whose product is annotated as calcium binding protein 4. The transcript is spliced from 6 exons. Gene Ontology annotation, biological process: visual perception. NCBI's taxonomy places the organism in Eukaryota, Metazoa, Chordata, Mammalia, Primates, Hominidae. The coding region runs from base 129 to 956 and encodes 275 amino acids. The record is from RefSeq and is a predicted model, not a curated record. Gene Ontology annotation, molecular function: calcium ion binding; calcium channel regulator activity. Gene Ontology annotation, cellular component: cytoplasm.